UACAAGGCAACAGAAAUCAUGGCUGAACAGUUUCCUGAACUGAAGCAGUUUGAGCUAACCGAUGUGCGAAAGACUGGCAUCAAGAUUGGCAGCGGAGCCUACAGCACUGCAUGGGAAGUGGCCGUGCCUGGAGCCAUCUGUGCCGCGAAAGAGUUACACAAAUUCUUCAUCGAUGACAUUCCCGCGGGUAUUUUCCACUAUGACAGGCACAGGGUAGUAAAAUUGCAGAUCGUGAAUGGAUGUCAGCUGAUGAGCACCCUCCGCCACCCGAACAUCGUCCAGUUUCUGGGCGUCGCUUUCUUUCCCGGCUCGCGACUGCCAGCCCUCGUCAUGGAGCGACUGCUGACGAGUCUUCACGACUUGCUGGCUCCGGACCGGCCCCCUCCGUCCGGCGCCGUCACACCGCUAUCUUUCUUCUCCAUGGCUCUCAAGUGCUCCGUGCUGCACAACGUAGCGUGUGGCCUAGCCUACCUCCACGAGCACUCGCCGCCCAUCAUCCACAGCGACAUGUCGGCUCUAAGGAUUUUCCUGGACUCGGAGGUGGUGGCCAAGAUAGACCUGGGCGUGGCUCGUAUGAGUGGUACGGUCAUGACUCCGGCCCCAAUAUACAUGCCACCAGAGGUCUUUAUUGAAAAGCCCAAAUACAGCACCAGAACUGAUGUCUUCUCGCUUGGAGUUAUCACCAUUUACACGAUUGGUGAAGUCUUCCCCUGUGAUCUUCUAGACCCAAACUACUUUGACAAAAAGAGUGGAGGGCUGUUAGCUCGUACUGAACUACAACGACGCGCUGAAUACAUGCGAUAUGUAAACGAGCAACUCCGUGCCUGUGGCCAGCUCCGUGGGGACCACCCUCUCAUUCGGCUGAUCCAGCAAUGCCUGCACAACGGUCCUCACAAACGUCCGAAUAUUCGUGAGGUGCUGCGUCUGUUGGAGGAGGCCAGAGCUGUUGUUAGAGAUGAAGGGAGUGAGAGGAACAAACGUGAACUGGUACAGUCACUUCCCAAGAUCCAGGUCAUGACUGACGAGAGAGCUCAACAACUAAUUGAUGAGGCAAUGGAGUUAGGUAGUCUGCAGCAGAGGAAUGUGGUGGGAGUCAUCACUGGUCUAAUGGGAGCAGGGAAGACCACUCUCCUCUCCCGUCUCUUUGGCCUGGCACCUCCCGACUUCUAUACCAGCACCGGUGUCGCCGAGCAGUCGAUUCGAGGCUUCCUUCACCACAUCUUGCGCCUAUCAGCUGGUGUUUGGCAACGUCUUUCGUACAAGGACAUUCGUGAGUUUCUUGCCCCUUUAAUCCAAGCUGGAAUGAGAAAAUCUGAUGUCGAUAAGCUCGCCUCCUGUCUAAUGCGUGAUCUGAAUGUACAAAGUGCCAAGCCACUAGACCCCUUACUGAGUUCCACUCCAAAAGUUUCAUCGCAAGAAGAGGCCACUCCUUUUGUUCCUACAUCCCCUCAACUGCAUGAAGAAAGUCCAUCGUGUCAGGAAAUAUUCCCACUGGUCACGACAGCCACACCAAAAAGUCUUACGAAGGAUCUGAUACUGGAGCUGGUCCACAUGAUAGACACAGGAGGUCAGCCCGAACUCAUGGAAGUCAUGCCGUCUCUCAUACACAACGCCAACCUUGCAUUAGUUCUACUUGAUUUGCGCUACGGUCUAGACGAACGCCCUCCGGUAGAUUGCCAUGAGCAAGGAUUGUGCUACAAACGCCAGUUUCAGUCUCAUUACACUAGCAGGGACGUAAUCCUGAAGCUUGCAUCCACGUUGCACGCUAAGAAAUCCCAAAACAAGGCUUUCCGUCUUAUCAUUGUAGCCACACAUCGCGAUUGUGUGGAAGGCAACGUUGCCGCACGGGUAAAAGCGCUGAAUCACCAACUGGCAAGUCUCCUACUUCCGUUCGAAGACCAGCUCAUUCUCUUCCAACCCCCUGACAAAAUUGCAUUCGUUCUCGACUUGAAGAAACCAGACCGUGAUGAC
Messenger RNA from Geodia barretti, 1971 nucleotides. NCBI's taxonomy places the organism in Eukaryota, Metazoa, Porifera, Demospongiae, Tetractinellida, Geodiidae. The record is from the annotation of a GenBank genome assembly.